UUCCUUCCGUAUCCUUCUCUCUCGCACGAGACACCCGAGUCUCUUCUCUUCUCUUCCCUUCAGUUUUUCAUUUCAUCUUCUAUUUUGACCUAACGGCUGUGCUGUGCCUGUGGCUGCUCAAAUCUCCAAUCCAGAGCUGCACCUCUGCUGUGGCUGCUGCGAUUUCACGAUCUCCCGCCCAGGCCUAGGCACACACAACACAAACCCGAUUAAGAGCCGCCACAACCACCUCCAUUGCCGAAGGUUCUGGUGGUGUGUUUUUACAUUAAUAUCCUGGAGCUGUGUCGUGGUGGGUUGUUUUUUUUGCGAAUUUUGGUGAAGCAACACAGUUUAGGGCCUGUGACACCUCUGGGUUACUAGACGAUGGAACGGCGCCGUUUUGCUUAGGGGACAAAAUGUUUGGUUUGGUUUGGUUUGGUUUCACUAGAGCUGGGCAUUUCAUCGGAAACUCCAGCGUAGCUCUCUCCAUCUCCACAGCAGCUCCUUCCCAUCCGUCUUCUCUCCAUUCAGAUUCUGAACAACCGUACGGAAAACCAAAAAUCGCCAAAUUCCAAAACCAAGAAAGUGCUGCCUAAUCCUCAUCCUCCUACUCCAUCUCGUUGAUUUUUUCCAAUUAUAGUUCCAGUCAAGGUUCUUCAUUACCACUGGCCCGGAACACCACCACAGAAGGAGGUAGAACGAUCGAAAACAGGCGAAGUCGCCCCACCGUUGCCGCCGGUGUCGAGUUUGUUUCCGGCCAAUUUCGGUCACCUCUGUCCGCGAUCUAUCUUGCAAAAGGUAGAUCUCGUCCUCCUCUAUCGUUCCCUUAGAAGACCCGACCCAGGCAAGUUGUGUGUAUUGAAUACCUGGAUACAUAAUCAUAGAAGAAUUGUCAGAAGGAUUCUUGGAUUGCAAUGGCAGCUUCUGCAAAGACUCUAACUGCUGAAAGCCAUACUUUAAAUGGAGACUGGACAGUUGUUUCAUCUCGUCGUGGAAGACAAAGAAGAAAUCCUCCAAAAAUUACAAUUCGAGUACAGAAGCAACCAUCGCAUUGGGCUCCAACUGAUCUCGAAAUCAAUUUUGCCCGAGAAUCAAAAUUGAUGCAGAAGAUGCAGAUCUCUAUGAAGAAAUUGGAGAUGUCUCAAUUCUUUCUUAAUUUACUGGAUGAAAUGCAAGCUCCAGAAAUGAUGAAUUACUUCCAUAGGGUUUUGAGCUCGGAGUUGAAGAUGAAGAUGAUUAUAUAUGGCAUAGGCAGCAUUGAAUCAUAUGAAUCCCCUCGGUUGCAGUUGAGCCUUGCCAUCUUGCUGAAGAGAAAGUUCAAUUGGAUUGGAGAUAUAGAGGUCUUUGAUCCCAUUCUUUCUGCCACAGAAUCACGGGUUUUGGAAGCUCUCGAAUCUUCUGUGUUAUCGAUAAAUGAACAAGGUCGGCGUCAGGCUGAGAAACCUACAAUGUUCUUCAUGCCACAUUGCGAGGCAGAGCUAUAUGAUAAUCUUCUACAAGCGAAUUGGGAAGCACGGCUUUUGAAUUGUACAGUAUUGUUUGGGAAUAGCUUUGAGACAUAUGAGCAGCAUCUAUCAGAGUAUAAGAAUUCAGCUAUUGUUGAUUCGACAAGGCAUAUCUUGGCUGUUCGAAAAUUCACAGAUGAGUUUAGGAUUAAGACAAUUUCAGAUACUUAUUUCAGUGCCUUUCAUGAUUCGAGUUGGCAUUUUUUCAGGCCUGUCCUUGAGACAGAGCUGCAGUUGAGCAAUUUGUAAUUGUGAGUUGUUGAGAAAUUUCGUGAUGAUUGAAACGUAUUAUCAUUUUUAGUACCCCAUGCCCUAUUGCAAAAGUUUCAAGUGUUGGUAUUAUCAGUGCCUUUCAGAAAUUUCCUGAUGUUUCAAGUGUUGGUAUUAUUGAUUCCUAUUAACCAAAAGCCAUAGGAUCAAAACCCACAGAAAGCCAAGAAUGUUACAACAAUGAAAAACAAGCUAGAAGAAAAACAAGACAGAGCAUUUGAACAAAAAAAAUAUACAGAGACAGACCCAAUACUAAUGUCUCUAAUUAAGGCCAAACUGAGUCGACAGAAACCCUAGACUCUAGCUGUUGCAGAAGAUCUUCCACAGCUACCAUCACCUCAUUUUCUUGUGCUUGGCCAUUGCAUUUGUAGUUGCUUCCAUUUCUGGUCAGUGGGUUUAUGGCGGUAGAAGAAUUAGAACAAGAAGAAGGAGGAAGUGUUGCCCACCACAAAUUACUUGGAUCUGUGUUAUGGGGCCGACCUCCAAGUACAGACAAGAGAAGAACAAGAGAAGCCAUAGAAAUUUUGAUGGAAUUGAGAGAGAAAGAAGAAGGCAAGGCAAUUGAUGCAGUUGAAGUUGAAGUUGAAGAUAGCGAGAUGACUUGUUUUGGGUUUUAUAUAAACUAGUAUGCCGGGGUGGCGGGGGGCGCAUGAGAAGAAGGUGAAGCAAAGUGAUUUAAGGAGCCCACUGCUUUUGUUGUUAGAUUAGACCCAACGUUUGUUUGUUCGACAGGAAGAGGAGAAAACAAGGGACGCCCACUUCCCCAAAGACACUAAUUUUUCAGGUGACUGAAUGCUAGCCAUCGAUGAGUGGAGCCCAUGGAGAUCAAAGGCCGGCAUUCAACCAUGAUGAUAGCGUCUAAUUUUUCAACAGCUGGUGGUGGAUAGUUGGUGGCUGUAUUUAAUUUUGGGCUUUUGUUGUUGAACUAGAUGGUAUCCAACUGUUGCGGCUAGUGGGACUACUUGUAUUCAA
Molecule: messenger RNA, 2726 nt
Organism: Prunus dulcis (almond)
Lineage: Eukaryota; Viridiplantae; Streptophyta; Magnoliopsida; Rosales; Rosaceae
Product: protein SENSITIVITY TO RED LIGHT REDUCED 1-like
Exons: 5
Coding region: 894-1733 (279 amino acids)
Biological process (GO): microtubule-based process
Cellular component (GO): nucleus; cytoplasm
Source: RefSeq, a predicted model, not a curated record